Messenger RNA from Phyllopteryx taeniolatus (common seadragon), 2607 nucleotides. Its product is annotated as integrin beta-1-like. Gene Ontology annotation, molecular function: C-X3-C chemokine binding; collagen binding involved in cell-matrix adhesion; integrin binding. NCBI's taxonomy places the organism in Eukaryota, Metazoa, Chordata, Actinopteri, Syngnathiformes, Syngnathidae. Gene Ontology annotation, biological process: cell migration; cell-matrix adhesion; integrin-mediated signaling pathway. The coding region runs from base 177 to 2450 and encodes 757 amino acids. Gene Ontology annotation, cellular component: cell surface; integrin complex; focal adhesion. The record is from RefSeq and is a predicted model, not a curated record. The transcript has 14 exons.
AAUGAUCUUUCCCAGCUGUGGAAAAGAUGUUCUCCUAAAGAGGAGGAAAACAAGCGGGAGCCGGCCACAUUUUAGCUCGUGUGCUUCUCUCUUUUUGUUUUUUUGUGGAUAAAAGAAGGCAUUCUGUUGAAAUAAUACUCGUUAUUGUGACUGCUGGAACGAAGUAUCAGAACAAUAUGGAUCUUCGGCUAAUCGUGCUAGCGUCGUCGUUAGCACUCCUAACCUUCAGCUUAGCGCAACAAGAGGCAAGUGUUUGCAUCAUGGCCAACGCUCGGUCGUGCGCUCAGUGCAUCCAAGUGGCUGAGUCAUGCGGAUGGUGCAUGGAUGAGUACUUCCUCCCGGCGGGCAAGUUCAACUCUGCUCGCUGUGACGACCUUGAGUCUCUGAAAGCUCGGAAGUGCAACGUGGCAAAAAUGGAGAACCCUCGCGGCAGCAUCGUGAUCAACAAGAACGAACCCUUCUCCACCCGCAACAAUGACAAGCAGGUCACACAGAUCCAGCCUCAGAAGCUCACCCUCAACCUCAGAUCCGGUGAACCGCAGACAUUUGAUGUGAAGUUCAAGCAAGCUGAGGACCACCCCUUAGACGUAUACUACUUGAUGGACUUCUACUUCUCCAAGAAGGAUGAUAUGGACAAUGCCAAGAACCUGGCCACAGACAUCAUGUUACAAAUGCAGAGCAUCACCUCAGACUUCAGGAUUGGAUUCGGCUCAUUUGUUGGGAAGACGGUGAUGGCAGGCUCCGACAACCCAUGCGUGGGUGACCAGAACUGCGCCAGCUACAAGAACAUUCUGAAGCUGACCAAUAAUGGAGACCAAUUCAUCCAGCUGCUCAACCUGCAGCAGAUCUCGGGAAAGCAGGACUCUCCCGAGGGAACCUUGGACGCCAUCAUGCAGGUGGCUGUGUGCGAGGAGCAGAUCGGCUGGAGGAACGUCACUCGCCUCCUCAUCCUCUCCACAGACGCAGGAUUCCAUUUUGCCGGGGAUGGCAAACUGGGUGGCAUCAAGCUCCCCAAUGAUGGAAAUUGUCACCUGGAGAACAACAUGUACACCAUGAGUCACCACUAUGACUAUCCCUCCAUUGCCCAGCUAGUCCAGAAACUGAACGACCACAACAUCCAAACCAUCUUUGCCGUUACCGAGGAAUUGCAACCAGUUUACAAGGAGCUGAAAAAUCGGAUUCCCAAAUUGGCAGUGGGCACACUGUCUUCCAAUUCCAGCCAUAUCAUCAAACUCAUCACUGACGCCUACAACUCUUUGUAUUCGGAGAUCAUUCUGGAAAACAGCAAGCUUCCGAAAGGAGUUUCCAUCAUCUACAAGUCGAUCUGUAAGAACGGCUUGGAGGGGACUGGCGAAAACGGCAGAAAGUGCUCUGACAUCUCCGUUGGAGAUGAGGUGACUUUCAAGAUCUCCGUCGAGUCCCAGGAGUGUCCGUUGCACGGCAAGCCCGAGAGCAUCAAAAUCAAACCACUGGGCAUCCCCGAAGAGGUGGAGGUGGUCCUCAACUUCAUCUGCGAGUGUCAGUGCUCGGCCCAGGGAGAGCCCAACAGCAACAAGUGCAACGGCCACGGCACCUUUGAGUGCGGCACCUGCAAUUGUAACGAGGGCCGUAUCGGCCGUCUGUGCGAGUGCAGCACGGACGAAGUUCGUAUGGAGGAUCUGGAUUACAACUGCCGCAAGAACAAUGGCACAGACAUCUGCAGUAACAAUGGCGACUGUGUGUGUGGAACCUGUGAGUGCAAGAAGAGAGAAAACCCCACUGAGAUCAUCAGCGGAAUGUUCUGCGAGUGCGACAACUUCAACUGUGACCGCUCCAACAACAAACUCUGCGGAGGCCAUGGUCGUUGUGAGUGUCGCAUGUGUUUGUGCGACGGUAACUACACGGGCAGUGCUUGUGACUGCUCCCUGGACAUAUCCAUGUGCCUGGCAAAGAACGGACAUAUCUGCAACGGGCGAGGAAGCUGCGAGUGCGGAUCCUGCAAAUGCACCGACCCCAAGUUCCAGGGAUCCACCUGUGAGAUCUGCCCCACCUGCCCUGGAGUCUGUGCAGAACACAGGGCGUGCGUGCUGUGCAGAGCGUUCCAGACAGGCGAGAAGAAGGGCACGUGCGAGCGUGACUGUGGCUACUUUGUGUUGAUCAAGGUGAAUGACCUUGAGAAUCUUCCUCAGCCCACUGGGAGCGUUCCCAUUUCGCACUGCAAGGAGAGAGACACAGAUGGCCGCUGGUUCUACUACUCCUUUGCCAUCAGGAAUGACAUUAAGGAGGUCCACGUCGUCGAUAUGCUGGGAUACGUCAUGCCCGCUGGCCAUGUGGCGACCUUGCACAAUCAGCGAUCUGCCACCUCCUCCAGUUCUCUCUCUUCCAUCUUGAUGUUUGGAUCGACCAAAUGGCUCAAUCUCCUGUGUUUUUUUGCAAACUCCUUGGUUCUCACUCCUCUGUUUACAUUUUAGUCUCCCACGAGAGAUUCCCUCGAAGCUUCAAGAACAACAGAAGAGUGAAGAGGGAUGAAAGUUUGGAGAAAUAUAACAUUCGCUCCUUGAUUUUAUCAUUUAAUGGAAACUGCAAUUAAAGAUGACAUCACGUCAUUGAUGCAUAUUGCAAAUCGAA